GAGCCCAAGGUCGCUCAUGUUUGCUUUUAAUUCUGUCAUUCUUCGAACAGAUCUUUCAGAACGUGUUCACGUCGUCGCUGUUACCAAAGGUGCAAAUGGAUCUUGUUCCACCAUUAGCUGCUGUUCAUGCAUGCAGCGUCCAACCAUUAGAAGAAUAUGACGGGCCUCGAGCGCCAUUGAUACGUCAAGUCUCCCUGGAUGAGGAACGUCGCGAUGACUGCCAGGGUCAUUGGCGUGGUCCAUAUCUUCAGGGCGAGGAGGAAGAAAGAGGAGUCAGGCUAUUUAGAGCGUUGUUGCUACAGCACUUGAGGUUAGAGGAACUCAGGCCCCCGCCAUGUAUGUUGGCGUCCGCAAAACCUGACCAAAGGGGCUGGUGGUUGUAUUGGCGAGACUGGAGGUCGUUAGAGCGGGCGGCCAGGAGAUUUAGGGAAACGAAAGCCAGGGCAAGAUUGGCCGAAAGGGCGGAGCACAUCCCUCUACUGAGCUUAGACGAAGUGGAAUUUGAGGAUAUUAUGCAAGAACUUUGCCAGGCUUGUGCUCACGUGGAACAGAGAGCCUUGGUGGUGUUAGCGUUCUUGUGCGAGGUUUGUGCUCGCGCUGUCAGAGUUGGGGGCUGGUGUAGAGCCGCGGAAUGGUCGGCCAAACACGUGGCCCAAUGCGCCACACCUUGGGCCAUACGGCAUGGUGGCUGGAGUCACGUAGUUGAACGUGCCGGCGGGGCGCGCAGAGACGAAACAACGCUACUCGCCGGCGCGGCGGUCGCGGCCAUACUGGCGUUUCUUUUGUUUUGUCGCGCUCGGCUGCGUCAAGCUUUGAUGUAACUACCCACAUCAUACAUUGGAGCGUCUCCCGGUGGUCGAUUCUGCGAAGCAUUGCUCUUGCUAGGGCCAGUGUUCCGGUUUGAGCCCCGUGAGCUCACCAACAUUUGUGAAGCUGAAAUAGUCUCUCAAGACUAUCAGCACAGGUAGAAAAAAAAAGGAGCGUCUAUAUGUAAAAUCUUGAACUGGCAAUACCAAUGUUGAAGGCUGGCCAAAUUGUCUUAGACAUGUCAACGAGAGCCUUAGUAUCUUUUGGAUAUACUUUUACAAGAAAAUGAAUGGGAUUGGAACGAUUUCUAAAUAAAUAUAUUUAUAAUCAUAAAUUACCUUAGUCGUAUAUGUGAUUAGGAAAUAUUAUGUAGUGAACAAUUAUUUUAUUAAGAAUGUUAUUGUUAUAUUAUAUUAAGGGACUUAGUUCAUGUACUAUGUUUGUUGUUCUUUGAAAGGUUUUAAUGGAUACAAUUCUUACUAUCUACGUAAUUUUGUUUUCUUCUGUUCAACGGCGUGGUUACUACAUUUGUAAAAGUUUGCAAUGUUAUCCUAUAAGGAUAUUUUAUGUAUGAACAGAGUGUGUCUUGAUAUAAACCACAACGCUAUAUUGUAUCUAUGUAUAUUUAACGAUACACACACUGGUAAGGUAAUGCAUUUUCAAUUGUCUGUACAAUUUUGUUUAAAGGAUAUCGCAAUAAUUAAAGUAACUGCAUAAAAUUAAACACAAAAUGUUUUGAUUUAAAUCCUACAUCUAAUUAACUUGAAAUAAAU
Bombyx mandarina (wild silkworm) is the source of this 1580-nucleotide messenger RNA. RefSeq lists its product as uncharacterized. The record is from RefSeq and is a predicted model, not a curated record. Gene Ontology annotation, biological process: regulation of apoptotic process. NCBI's taxonomy places the organism in Eukaryota, Metazoa, Arthropoda, Insecta, Lepidoptera, Bombycidae.